ACAUGAUCAAUUCUGUACGCUUUGAGCGUGAAGAAAGUUGUGAACAUAUGCAAUUCAAUGUCCUCAAUGAGAGCCUGGGAGCUGAAUCACCAUCACAAAUCUCUGGGGUAACAAUGUCGGGCACCAGCAGCACCACAAACACAGAUGAUUCCCUUGCGGGAACAGGAAAUAUACUAUGCACGCAUGAUGGUGUUCUGCUGAAAAAGGCCAGUGCCGAACAUAUUGCCGAUUUAAAUAAUAGUGGUUCAUUGUCAUUGGUUGAAUAUGGGCCACCACGUCGUCUGUACAUUGAAUGGAAACCAAAUGAAAAUAUCCUAAUUGCUGACGAUAGCCAGGACCAGGAAGAUUGGGCAUUGGUUGAUACAAUAUCGCGAAGAUCCCGAACAAUUUCCGAGUGUAAAGCUUUCAACACCAAGCCCAUGGAGACAUCAACAGGUUCGCUGAAAUCGAGAUGUAUACGCACCUGCUUGGAAGACUUGUCGGGUGUGGAGGUUAAACAUCGUGGCCAAACUAUACGUUUCCUACGCAAAUGCGAUGGUACCUUACAUUCGGAAUUCUUUUUCCAACACGGCAAUGCUGAUCUGUUUGUACGAAGUAUGCGUCAAUUACACAUUAUCGAUAUACAACCCUCGACACGAAGUGGCGAGGAGUAUGUUAUUCUAACCACCGAAACCCAAAAACUAAAGAAAACAUUUGCUGAAUUGGAUAUUGGUGAGAUCAAGUCAAGCAGUGUGGGUAAUGAGAGUUGGCUACCCCAUAAAGUUGUGGGCUUCUUGGUCAACAUCCCCGAUUAUGUGUCACAGAAAGCACCACCACGUGUUCGACCUGGUUCCUUGGAUGCCAAAGAAAGGCAAAUAUCAUCACCACCAUCCGAUAAAUAUCAUAUGGUGGGUUUGGCUGACAGCUCAAAUACAUCGGGAUCCCAUAGUAGAGGCAGCAGUUUGGAUAAAUCGCCCGAUAUGGAUUCUAGUGGUUUGGAAAAUGUCAAAGAAAUCGAUGAGAAAAUUGUAACAUCAUUGCCAGAAAGACGCACAAUAGAACGUGGCAGACCUCUCAACGAAAAUCAAUGGCUCGAGUUUAUGACACCCGAAGGACGUGUGUCGGACUCGAAACGUGUAUUGGAAAUCAUUUUCCAUGGUGGUAUUGAACCCAAUCUCAGACCUGAGGUAUGGAAAUACCUACUCAAUUAUUAUCAAUGGAAUGAUUCGGAGGUGGAGAAAAUUGCAAGACGCAAAGAGAAAUCGAUGGAAUAUUAUAAUAUGAAAGCCCAAUGGCUGUCAAUGACCACAACACAAGAGGCGAACUUUUCAGGUUAUCGUGAUCGCAAGUGCCAAAUCGAAAAAGAUGUAAAACGUACCGAUCGUUCCUUGGAAUAUUUCGCCGGUGAAGAUAAUCCAAAUCUAACAACGCUGCAGGGAAUUCUUAUGACUUAUGUUAAAUAUAAUUUUGAUUUAGGUUAUGUCCAGGGUAUGUCCGAUUUGUUGGCACCCAUAUUGGCGAUUAUGGAAAACGAAGUCGAUGCAUUUUGGUGCUUUGUUGGCUUCAUGGAUAUGGUAUUCGCCAAUUUCGAUAUCGAUCAGGCAGGCAUGAAAACGCAAUUCAAUCAAUUGCGUACCCUUUUGGAAUUCGCCAAUCCACGACUAUUUAAAUAUAUGAAGAGUCACGAUUCCGAUAAUAUGUAUUUCUGUUUCCGUUGGCUAUUGGUUUGGUAUAAACGUGAAUUCUCCAACGAGGAUAUUCUCAAGCUGUGGGAAUGUUUAUGGACCAAACUGCCCUGUCCCAAUUUUCACAUCCUCAUAUCGGUAGCUAUUCUCGAUCAAGAGACCGACAUUAUUAUUGAAAGUAAAUAUCAAUUUACGGAAAUCCUGAAGCAUGUCAAUGAGCUGUCGGGCAACAUCGAUCUACAGAAAACGCUAAAAACAGCCGAAGCGAUUUAUUAUCAAAUCAAAGAAGCUGAAAAUUUACCCAACGAAAUACGACAAAUUAUCGGUGAACCAUUAUUGGAGACGGCAACGGAUCAACGCGAUGAGGAUAAUAGUUCACCGCAAUCAUUUGAUGAUGGAUUCGAUGAAUUGGUGCGUGAACUGACACCCGAAGAAAUGAAACGAAAACAGGAAUUGUUGGAGGAGGCUUGUGAACGUUCCAUGUUUUUACAAUAUAUGUAG
Messenger RNA from Musca vetustissima, 2165 nucleotides. It is a transcript of the gene Tbc1d15-17, whose product is annotated as TBC1 domain family member 15. The record is from RefSeq and is a predicted model, not a curated record. The transcript has 3 exons. Bases 3 to 2165 code for a protein of 720 amino acids. Gene Ontology annotation, biological process: activation of GTPase activity. Lineage: Eukaryota; Metazoa; Arthropoda; Insecta; Diptera; Muscidae. Gene Ontology annotation, molecular function: GTPase activator activity.